This is a messenger RNA of Glycine soja, 1108 nucleotides long. Its product is annotated as cold-regulated 413 plasma membrane protein 1-like. Lineage: Eukaryota; Viridiplantae; Streptophyta; Magnoliopsida; Fabales; Fabaceae. The record is from RefSeq and is a predicted model, not a curated record. Bases 225 to 785 code for a protein of 186 amino acids. The transcript is spliced from 4 exons. Gene Ontology annotation, cellular component: membrane.
GAAUUUUGUUGGUUGUAGGAGAUUUCUUACUCGAUAUUGGAAAAGAAGAGUUUAGAGAAAGCAAGAGCAGCUGGUGUAUCUAUCUCUCUGUGUUCAUUAUUGGUAAAGCAUUAAUCUCCACGUGGCCUUUCCUUAUCAUGUGCAAUUGUUGUGCAUAUAGAUAAGCACAUCCAAAUGUCUGCUUUGACUUAGUUUCAUACACUCCCUCCUGUUUGAUUACGAAAAUGUGGAAGAGAAGGGGAUUUGAAGAAGAAGCAGUUCAAUUGAUAAACUCAGAUUUCAGAGACCUAAGUCUAGCUGGCAUAGGCUUUGGAGCCUCUUUCUUCGGAUUCUUUGCUGCCAUUGCUGCUAUUUAUCUGUUGAUUUUGGAUCGUACAAACUGGAAGACAAAUAUUCUCACAGCACUACUCAUUCCAUACAUUUUCUUCAGCUUGCCUUCAUUAAUUUUCGACGUCUUCAGGGGAGAGCUUGGAAAAUGGAUUGCUGCAGUUGCUGUUGUAUUACGACUUUUCAUUCCUAGACACUUCCCUGAUUGGCUGGAAUUGCCAGGUGCUUUGAUUCUUCUUAUCGUCGUAGCUCCUUCUCUAAUUGCAAGCACUUUUAGAGACAACAUUGUUGGGGUGGUGGUGUGCCUCAUCAUUGCAUGCUAUUUGCUGCAAGAACACAUUCGGGCUUCUGGUGGUUUCAGAAACUCCUUCACUAAAGCUCACGGCGUAUCAAAUUCCAUCGGCAUAAUACUUCUGUUGGUUUAUCCCAUCUGGGCACUGGUUGUCAUACUUUUUUAGGCACCACCAUUUGGACUUGUUGAUUCGUGUGAAUUAAACCAAUUGUUUUCUGUACCAUUCAUUUGUUGGAACUUGAUAUCUAUAAACACCCCGCCAUUGUUUUGCGAUUCAUCUUUGUCCUAAAGUUAGCAUGUGUAAAAAAGUGGAAUAAAAUCUCAGUUGUAGUCUUCUGGUUUCGUAGAAUGUAAAAAAAACAAAAUAUGAAGAGGAUUGGUGUGGUGUCUUUCUAGCUGUCGUGUAUUCACAAAUCAUGUGUAAUUUGGGAAAUCAUUGUAUUUUUACCUGUGGGGUAUAAUAUAAAUUUACAUUUGUUGUUGCUCUGA